AUGGAUACUCAUAUUAUUAUUAUUUUAAUAACAUUAAUUAAACUUACUAUCUGUGUACCGCGUUUAAAAUAUCGUUCAUCUGUUAAAGAGAAUGUUGAUCUGUACCAUACAGUUACAUCAUUAGUCGAAAUGUUAAAUUCAUCACAUCAUUCUGGACAACAAACAAUUGAAUUUUUAAAUUCAAAUUCACCCUAUGCUACAUAUUUUCUUGUUGAUGGACAAAAAUUACGAACAUCACGAUUAAUUGAUCGUGAAGAAUUUUGUCGAAUUAAAUUAUGUGAAAAAUCAAUAUGUCGUCCAUGUGAAAUUGAAAUGGAUUUUGUAUUAAAAGAAUUUGGUGGACAACCAAAAGAUAUUAUAUCGUUGAUAUUAAAUGUUGUGGAUGUCAAUGAAUUUCGACCACAAUUUGAUGAUAAAAUUGAAUUAAAUAUUAGUGAAGGUGUACCAGUUGGCCAUGUGCUACCAAUAUCAAGUGCAACUGACAAAGAUGGAGACGAUGAUGAAUUAAUUUAUUGGUUAGAUGAUCAUUUACCUGUUGAAAAAAAUCAAUACCAACAUCAUCGAUUGUCUAAGAGAUUAAAUCCAUUUGAACUCGUAUCGUUUGGCUCAAAUCAAAUCGCGCUUAAUGUAACUGAACCACUUGAUCGUGAAACAAAGUCGUAUUAUGAAUUUUAUUUAACUGCUACAGAUCGUGGUAAUUUAACAUCUUCAACGCCUGUCAAAAUCUAUAUAACGGACAUUAACGAUCAUAUACCUGUAUUUGAAAAAUCGUCAUAUAUCAUAAACAUAUCAGAAUCUCAAACACCCUCAAUUACUCAACCAUUACUCACUGUUCAUGCAUACGAUAAUGAUUCAAAUGAAAAUGGUCAUGUUAAAUAUAAUUUCUCAAAUAAACACAGUCAAGAUGAACAACGACAAAUUCCAUUUCGUCUCGAUGAUGAAACUGGUCAAUUAUUUCUAAUUAAACAAUUAGAUUAUGAACAAUACAAAGAAUAUCGUCUACAAAUUAGUGCUCAGGACUGUGGUCCAGGAUCAGUGCCUGUGUAUGCCACCAUUAUAAUCAACGUUGAAGAUGAAAAUGACAAUCAGCCAACAAUGAAUCUACGUGUAUCUGAAUAUUUUUUACUUUCUAAUGAUACUUUAUACAUUGGUGAAGAUACUCCCAUUCAGACACUGUUGAUGCAUAUUAUUGUGCAAGAUUUAGAUUCUGAUCUUAAUGGUGAUGUACAAUGCUGGUUCGAAAGUACAGAUGGUGAUCAACGAAUAAAAUCAAUGCUAAACAUAACAAAUUCAUUGGGAAACAUGUUUGCUCUCUAUACAUCACAAAUAUUCGAUCGUGAACAAAAAUCAGAAUACGCAAUUCAAAUUGUUGUCGAAGAUCUUGCUAUUAAACAACGACUACGUACAACAAGACAACUGCGCAUUUUUGUAAACGAUGUCAAUGAUGAAUAUCCUAUGUUUAAGGAAAAAACAUAUGAAAUAAAUAUACCCGAAGAAACGUUAGAUGUAAAAUUGAAGAGAGUGGAAGCAAUAGAUCUUGAUUCGAAUGACAAUGGCCGUGUAACAUAUCAACUGAUCAGUAGUGAUAGCAGUGAUCAAUAUUAUUUUUAUAUUAAUUCAACAACAGGUGAACUAAAACUUUUACAAAAAGUUGAUCGUGAAGAAAAAUCAUUGUAUAAUUUAACAAUAAAGGCAGAAGAUAACGGUUAUCUCAUUCAUUUAUCGACAAAUGUGUCAUAUAUAAUUCAUGUAAAUGAUAUUAAUGAUCAUCAGCCAAUUUUAGAAAAACAAUCCUAUGUAUUCAAUGAUAUUCGAGAAGAUAGUCCGUUAAACACAUCAAUUGGAUUUAUAAGAGCAUUUGACAAAGACGAAGGAAAUAAUAGUUUAAUUGAAUAUAAAAUAUUAAAUAAUGACAAAUUUAUCAUUUCAAAAUUGACUGGAGAAUUAUUCGUUAAUGAUCAAUUAGAUUAUGAUAUGAAUGUAACUUGUUAUGAAAUGAUUGUAUUAGCAAUAGAUAAUGGUUAUCCAAAACGUUUAAAUUCAACAGCAACUGUUCAAGUUUGUUUACAAAAUGUGAAUGAAUAUAAACCAGAAUUACUAUGGCCUAAACAAGAUAAAGAUGGUAUCAAUGCUUAUAUCAAUAUUUUGAAUACAUCACUGUUUAUUCUACGUGCUAAUGAUAAUGAUCGAUCGUUGACGUCGAAUAUAACAUUUCAAUUUGAUAAAAAUCAACCUAAUGAAACUAUGAUAUCAUUGUUUGAAUUAAAUUCAAAUGGAAUCUUAAAAAUCUUAAAUAAACAUUUGAAUGGCAUAUAUGAAUUAUCAAUUGUAAUUAACGAUAAUGAUCUACCUUAUGAAAAAUUAACAUUUGAAACGAUUCGACUACUUAUUUAUGAUAAUAUUUUAUCUCGAGAUGAAAUAUUAUCUAAUUAUCGAUCAAAAACAACAACUACCACCAAAUCAACAGCACGCGAAAAUACAUUUCUUGUUCCAAAGAAAAAUAAAUUGAAAUAUCAAAAAUUAACAAUAGAAAUGUUUAUUAUUCUAAUUACGGUCAUCUUACUUUGUCUUGCUCUCGUUAUUGUCUGCUUUAUUUCGUGUAUAUCGUGUCGAAAACGAUUUUAUGAAUGGAUUAAAAUUAGUCGAAAUAAUCGAAAAAAGAACAAAGAUUUAUUACAACACCAUAAUAGAGAUGUGGAAAAACUAAAAUCAUGUUUAAUAACAAAAAAUCUGAAUAAUAAUAAACGAUUCACAUUAUUAACAACAUCGCAAGCAAACAAAAAAGGAGUUUAUUAUGCUGAAAGUCAUUGCCUGUUGAAUGAUAAUUCUUUGGGUGAGGGUGGUACAGCGAGUCACCGCAGUGAUGCCAGCAGCCCUUAUAAUAAAUUACAAGCCUCUAUAGCUGCCAGCAGUCGAUCCAGUGAAGAUACAGUGAAUGAUGAAAGUUCUUAUAAUGACAGUUGUUAUGGAAGUUCCGAUAUGGAGAUGUAUCAUAAUGGACGUUUAAUAUCAUCAAACGAUGGCAUUGCGCCUCCAUCGACACCAGUCACCACUAUUGAAUCGUCCGAAACUGGUAGAAUUCUUUUAAAUGAAAAUUAUAUUUUCAUCCAAAAAGAUAACGAUAAUAACAACCAUUCUCCAUCUACGUCUUCAUUAUCAUCUUCAGCAAACAACAGCAACAACAGCCAUCAUAAUCUUUCACAAACAACAUCCUCAUUAAAACAUCAUGCAACAUUAAUAAAUUCAUUGACAAGUUCUUCUUCUCGUCCUGUCUUUAGUAAUCGUAAUAGUAAUGAUAAUAAUCCUGCUGCUGUAAUAACGACAUGUCAAACAUCUCGUAGUCAUACUCAACAAUAUAAAACACAAUUGACGGAUCCUAAUUAUGAUUCAUCAAUAAGAACGGAGCCAAAAUUACCACACAUGAUUCAUAUUAGACGAUUAAGAGAACAGCAACAACAAUCAAAAUUAUCUCCAACAAAAAAAGAUGAUUCAAUGGAUUUUUUUAAAAGUGAAGAUGAAUAUCGAAAAAUAUUGAAUUGUACAACAUUGAAUAUAACGCCAUUAAAUGAAUACUAUUUGUAA
Molecule: messenger RNA, 3582 nt
Organism: Didymodactylos carnosus
Lineage: Eukaryota; Metazoa; Rotifera; Eurotatoria; Philodinida; Philodinidae
Source: the annotation of a GenBank genome assembly